GAUUGUUGCCCCUGCAACGAUGUUGACCCAGGUUCACCCCACCCAAUGACAUGCUCGUACGGCGCCAAAAUCGCAGACGGCCCUGCCGACCUGCGCAGCUGCCCGUUCAAAGCCCAACCUGCUGCAUCGACUCGACACUUUGCAAAACCAGGCAUCUUUCCCGCCCUCCGCAACAAUUUAUCCUCACCGCGCGCGCUAUAUCAGUCUCUUUUUUUGGGAAGCGGCAAGCUGUCGACGUCGAAGAGCGUGGUCGAGAGCUCACUCGCAGGGCGUCCGCGCGUCACGCAACCCCUCCUCCCGCCAGGGCCCUUGCAGCGCGACGUAACACCUUCGUCCUCGCCAAGGCAGCUGGUGCCUGUCCCGUGUCGCCAACGCCUCAGCAAACGCAUUCGGAGCGAUGGCGAGCUUCAUGGCUAACUUCUUCCCGGGAGGCAAGGAUAAAUCGUCCAGCGAAGCCUCCGGCCGCCCCAGCACUCCCGUCAAAAAGGGCAACAACAACAACAACGCGUUUCUCAACCCGCCCAACACUCCCCAUGGCAGCCCUAGCAAAAAGACAAUUCCGCCCGGCGCUCACGAUCUCCCAAGUGCCUUUGACAGCGCCAUGACUCUCAACCCACCUGGCAUCGAAGCUCCCCUGCGAUUGAGUCGCCCCCAGACUGCGGCGGCGCCGCUGUCGCCUGGCAAGACCAACACACAACCUCUGGACGAGUCCAGCAUCAAUGUUGACGAGAGCGUCAUCCACAAGACGCCUGUAUCGGGCAGCCCGCUGAAGAAGCAGGGCCAGGAAAACACACCUCCUACGUCGCGACUGGCGGGGACCGACUCUCCGCAUCAGCACAACCAUGCUGCUGUCUCUCGCCAGCAGCUCUAUGAGCCUCGAGACCGCCCUGUGACUCCAGCCGCGAAGAAGUUCAACACCUCCCGAGGCUUGACCGCCGAGGAGAGGGAGAUCCUCAACAAACCAAACGUCAAACGACUUGUUAACGUGACCCAGUUGUACUUUCUAGAUUACUAUUUCGAUCUCCUUACAUAUGUCGGUGCUAGACAAAAUCGACUUGCUGCGUUCAAGUCCGAAUAUCCUCCCCCGCCCCAGACGGACGAACACACGCAUAACCAGAUGUGGACAAAGUAUGCAGGGCGGGAGCGAGCCAACCUCCGCAAGCGGCGCGUCCGACUCCGACAUGGCGACUUCCAGAUCUUGACUCAGGUUGGUCAAGGUGGUUACGGCCAAGUGUUCCUUGCCCAGAAGAAGGACACGAGGGAGGUCUGUGCGUUGAAAGUCAUGAGCAAGAAGCUGCUCUUCAAGCUCGAUGAAGUCCGCCAUGUCCUCACUGAGCGAGACAUCCUCACGACGGCGCAGAGCGAGUGGCUGGUCCGUCUCCUGUACUCCUUCCAGGACGACAAGAGUAUCUAUCUUGCCAUGGAGUAUGUUCCGGGCGGCGAUUUCCGCACCCUGCUUAACAACACGGGUGUCCUGUCCAACCGACAUGCCCGGUUCUAUAUUGCCGAGAUGUUUUGUGCCGUCGAUGCGCUGCACCAGCUUGGCUACAUCCACCGAGAUCUGAAACCCGAGAACUUCCUUGUGGAUUCGACCGGCCACGUCAAGCUCACAGACUUUGGUCUUGCCGCAGGAGUGUUGGCACCGUCGAGAAUCGAAUCGAUGCGCGUCAAGCUUGAGCAAGCGUCAGAAACUUCAGUACCCUUUGGAAAACCCAUCGAGCAACGAACCGUCGCUGAGCGUCGAGAGAGCUACCGUAACAUGCGCGACAACGAUGUCAACUACGCCAAGUCGAUCGUUGGGUCGCCAGAUUACAUGGCGCCCGAAGUCCUUAGAGGGGAAGAAUACGACUUCACCGUAGACUACUGGAGCUUGGGUUGCAUGCUUUUCGAGGCGCUUACGGGCUUUCCACCCUUUGCUGGUGCCACUCCGGAUGAGACGUGGCGAAACCUGAAGCACUGGAGGGAAGUGCUGAAGCGGCCCGUCUGGGAAGACCCUAACUACUUCUUGAGCAACCGCACCUGGAAUUUCAUCACCACGUGCAUCAACUCCCGCACCCGGCGAUUCUGCAACAUACAGGAUAUCUACAGCCAUCAGUACUUUGCAGAAGUCGACUGGAGCACUCUGCGCCAGACUCGGGCACCUUUCGUCCCUGAGCUGGACUCAGAGACGGAUGCUGGCUACUUUGACGACUUCAGCAACGAGGCCGACAUGGCCAAGUACAAGGAAGUCCACGACAAGCAAGCAGCGCUUGAGUCGAUGGCUGAUCGUGACGAUGAGAUGAGCAAGAGCCUCUUCGUCGGGUUCACGUUCAGACACCGCAAACCCGCCGGUGAGGAUGGUGGCAGCCCGCGCAAGAGGAUCCAGACAACGGAUCCAGAUACUUUUGGAACGAUGCUCUAGACGAAGAGGACCAAUUUCAGUCAGCUUCUUAGGCAAGAGCUUGGUUUGCUCGGCCGUGAGUACCCGGUCGUUUCGUUACGGCUCUUCCUGUCCUUUUUCUUGUCUCAGAAGAGGGCUUUCGCGAUGCAUGCUGGCAGUCAUUGCUUAUCGUAAUGUGCAUGGCACGUUCCCUUCUUUCCUGCUUCUUUUGCCUCUCUUCUUUUCUCUUUUCUCGUAUUCUACUCUUUCCUCUGCGCUGUAUACAUGGCCGGGCAGUGUCCGCGCGCGUGGCGCUAUCAUGGAGGGAGUCGCUGCUGCCUCCGCGGUGUCGGCCGGCAAAUCUCGACAAAUGGGCAGGCGGGGAGUUUCUAGACUGAAUGGAUGGAUGGAUGGAUGGACGGGCUUUGGGUCAGGCGGGCAUUGUUGUCCUCUCGGUAUCUUAUGUUCAUUACGCGAGGGAGUCUGGUGGGGUGGAAGAAUACAUGUAUCAUGUUCAUGAACCGCGUGUUUCUUGCUUGUGCGUAUCUGUGGAUAUGUAUAUAUGUGUGCACAGCAUAUCCCGAAUCGUAGCUCGAGGACCAGAACAGAACAGGCAGACCACACAACCCUAGCCAACCGCUUCGUUGCUAGAGGCAUCACCCAGCAAAAAGAUACGGGUC
This is a messenger RNA of Purpureocillium takamizusanense, 3039 nucleotides long. RefSeq names its product serine/threonine-protein kinase dbf2 (gene DBF2). The transcript is spliced from 3 exons. Gene Ontology annotation, cellular component: spindle pole body. NCBI's taxonomy places the organism in Eukaryota, Fungi, Ascomycota, Sordariomycetes, Hypocreales, Ophiocordycipitaceae. Gene Ontology annotation, molecular function: ATP binding; protein serine/threonine kinase activity. Gene Ontology annotation, biological process: peptidyl-serine phosphorylation; intracellular signal transduction. Bases 398 to 2401 code for a protein of 667 amino acids. The record is from RefSeq and is a predicted model, not a curated record.